AUGUUGAAUCACCACGGUCUUGCAACACCCUUUCCUGUAGAAUCCCGCAUGUACGACCCCCAAGGAAGUACUUCUACGGGAAGCGCCGGCUCUGCUUUAGGCAAGGCAGGCUUGUAUCACAAUGCUUCUAGUGCACUACAGCUGAACAUCUUAGAAUGGCAUCUUAUGUACCAAAGGUGUCAACAAGACUUCCUCGACCAUGCCCAACACGACCCCGUCGUCCAAGCUGCAGCAACUCUGAUUAACAUCAGUCUACCCUUCCAACGGACGCAAAGCCCGAGCAUGGGUUCCACGGGGUCGAUACCAGGCCCUUACCUGAGGCAACGAAACACUCUCGCUAAUACCAAGUUCACGAAGUUUGUCAAUGAUACCGAGAAUGCGAAGACGUUUCUCGUUGUCAAGAUCACCGACUGCUGCGAGCUGUAG
Molecule: messenger RNA, 426 nt
Organism: Aaosphaeria arxii CBS 175.79
Lineage: Eukaryota; Fungi; Ascomycota; Dothideomycetes; Pleosporales
Exons: 2
Coding region: 1-426 (141 amino acids)
Source: RefSeq, a predicted model, not a curated record